AUGUAUUCAGACGUGAUAGAGUCACCAGUAAAUGACUGUUUCUCUUUCAAUGAUCAGUCUACACCUUAUGACAUGGCCGAGGUGAAUGAGAUUAGUAAUCAAGCCAAUUUGGAUUAUAUUUUUGAUUCAUAUUAUUCGUCGGUAUCAAGAUAUAAUACAGGUUUUGAACUUCCAGAAGAUUGUAAAAAUAUGAGUUUUUCAGAACUAUUUGACCAAGAACUGUUUAGUACUCAUGAAAAUAAAGACUGUCAAAUCACAAUUAAAAUUGAAAAAGAAGAACCGUUAAAUGAAUGUUAUUCCGCUGAUAAUUCUGUAGAUACUACUGAUAGUCUUAGUUUUGUAAAAAUAGAAGAAAAUAUUCCUUCUCCAUCAUUAUCAAAAAGUUUUGCUCCGAAGCGAGGCAUCAAUAGAACUUCUAUAAAAACAACAGGAACUUCUGAUGUCAAGCAUCUCAUACAUAAUCCUUUUUGUGAAACAGAACAGGUUAAUAAUCAAAUGUUGGGGUAUAUUAACUCAUCUAUUGUAAAAUGUGAAGCUGAAGAUGUCAAUGAUAAUGUUGAAGAAAACUUGGUUGAAAUGGAAUUAAAUCCAUAUUAUUAUGAUGAUGAUUUACAAAAUAACACAGGUUUGAAAAAAAGUGAAGAACAUAUUGUUUCAUCUUCAUUAUUAAAAAGUUCUACUCCAAAGCGUAGAGGAAUUAACAGAAUUUCUAUUAAAACUCCUGAUAAUUCUGACUCUAAAUAUCUUUUUAGUCCUUUUUGUGAACCUAAAGAUUUAGCUAAUUAUCAAAUUCCAAUUAAAGUUCAAACACCAAUUAUUAAAUGCGAACCUAUAGAUGAAAAUGAAAUUAUUGAAGAAACCAUUGUUGGCCUUCAUUAUUCUAAUGAUGAUUCACAAGCUACAUCAAAUAGUCACAAUAUGGUGAAAGUCAAAAAUAGUGUCAGUAAAUAUGGUUCACAAAGUUCAAAUAGUAGUCAUAAUGUGGUUAAAGUUAUAGAUAGUGUUACUCCUUUAUUAUUAAAAAAGUCAACUUCAAAGGAUCAGGGUAUUAAUAAAAUAUCUUUAAAAACUAACAAUAAUGUUAAGCAUCCUAGUAAGUCAAAACAUUUAGGUACUAAUCAAAUCUCUGUUAAAGUUCAACAACCAAUUGUUGAACCUGAAAAUGUUGAUAACUCUAUUGAAAAACCCAUUGUUAAAAAAGAAGUGAAACCUUAUUAUUCUGCUGACAACUUGAACUAUACAUCAAAUAACCUCAAUUUUGUAAAAGAAGAAAUUAGAUUAUCAUCAUUAUUAAAAAAUUCUGCAGCUAAGCGUCAAGCUAAGAAUAAAAAGUCUAUAAAAGCUACUGAAAAUGAUAGUGUUAAACACAUAGCACAUAAUUUUCAUUUUGAACCAAAAAAAAUUAGGAAUAAUCAAAUUUCAGUUAAACUUGCAUCAACUGUUAUAAAACGUGAACCUGAAGAUUUCAAUGACACUAGUAAAGAAAAUAUUGAAAUGGUGACUAAUCCCUCCUAUUCUUCCUCUAAUGGUAUAAAAAGUACUGUUGUAAGUCAUAGUUUAGUAAAAAUUGAUAAAAUUGUUUCAUCGCCAAAAGGUUUUGCUUCUCAAUAUCGAGGCACUAACGGCAAUUCUAUCAAAACAACUGACAAUUCUAUCAAAACAAUUGACAAUUCUAUCAAAACAAUUGACAAUUCUAAAAACCACUUAAUAUACAACCUUAAUUACAAACCAAAAGAUAAUCUAACUUCAGUGAAAUAUAAAAUACCCAUUAUAAAACGUGAACCUGAAAAUGAUAAUAACACUAUUCAACCAAAUGCCUUAAUUAAUUUAAAAUCUGAAAAAGAAAUGAAAUUUGUUGAACCAAAUGAAAUUCAUUCUUCUGAUUUAAUUAACGAAAAUGCAGAAAGUCAAGAAGUUAUCAUAAAAAACAUGUUACCAAUUGCAUCCUCAAUAAAAACUGAGGAUAUAGAUUCUCAAACAGAUAAAAAAAAAAUUUCGUGGGAAGAAUUUAGAGCAAAAAGAGAAAAAAUGGGUUUGAUAAAUAUUUCAGAAAUUAAAGAAGAGCCUUCAAUAGACAUUGUUGAAACAGAUAAUGUUAAAAUGAAAGCAAUGAAAGAAGAGUUUGAUCGAAACACAGCUGAACAUUUCACUGGCCAAAAAAGGAAAAUUGAUGAUAAAGAAGAACAAAAUACUACUGCUAAAGAAAUAAACAAUGAAGAAGAAGAAUUGCAAAAAAAGCGGAUGAAAAUUGAAUACAUUAAAAAACUUCUACCAUCAUCUUUUGCAUCAGAAAUAGCAAAGACCUCUAGUUUGAUGAAGGGCAGUAGUUUAGUAGAAGAUAAUGAUAAUGAAAGUACUUCCGAUGAUUCGAUGUUGUCCAAUGAUAAAACACAAGGAAAAUAUUCAAACACACAUGAUAAGUCCCAAAAAAAAGGUCACCAAACUAGAGUGCAUUCGUCCCACCGUAACUCAUCAAGGUCUGAUUAUAAUAAUAAAAGUAGCCGCUCAUCAUCCAUAUCGUCCAAUCCAGAUGAUUAUUAUAAUCGUAACAGAACUGAUGCUCCUUCACAAGGAUCACAAUAUAAUCAAAAUGCACGAACCUCUCUUCAAAGGCCCAAAGAACAGAAAAGAGUAGUAUAUGUUGGACAGAUACCAAUCAAACUUGGAAAGCGUUAUUUAUACAAUCGGUUCAAGGAAUUUGGUACAAUACAAUCUUUAACGCUUCAUAAAAAACCAGAUUUUCGUGUUUAUUAUGCAUUCGUAACGUAUUCUGAGAAUUCAGAGGCUGACCGUGCUAUCGCUCAUGGAAAUGACGAUGAAACUGAUGUUCAAUUGGAUAUUAGAUUUGGUGAACGAAAACAAACUCAAACUCCUUACUAUGAUUUAGACGAUGAAUGGUUAACCGACUGGUAUGGAUACAAACAACCUUUAGCACCAGUAGUGAAAGCACAAACUCCUGAAAAAGUGUCGUUUGAAGAAGAAUUGCAAGAAUUUUAUAAGCUUGCUCAAAUUAAAAAGUUAAAUAAAAUUAAGUCUUCUCAAGUCUCUUGA
Molecule: messenger RNA, 3051 nt
Organism: Macrosiphum euphorbiae (potato aphid)
Lineage: Eukaryota; Metazoa; Arthropoda; Insecta; Hemiptera; Aphididae
Source: the annotation of a GenBank genome assembly